This is a messenger RNA of Stegodyphus dumicola, 1245 nucleotides long. RefSeq lists its product as uncharacterized. NCBI's taxonomy places the organism in Eukaryota, Metazoa, Arthropoda, Arachnida, Araneae, Eresidae. The record is from RefSeq and is a predicted model, not a curated record.
AUGCCACACGUACAAGGACAUUCUUCAACAACUUCGGGUCUAUUCAUAGACCAGCACCAGCAGGGAUUUGUUCUCCCUCGUCUCCUACGAGGAUUGAAAUGCAUGCAAUGUAAUCUGCAGCGAUCACGUGCGGCUACACUGAAUAUUAUUCAGAUUAUGGGACAGAUGAAGGCAGAUCUCCUCAUGGUUCAAGAACCUUAUACCACCUACGGCAAGAUCAUAGGUUUGCCCAACACAAGCAAUUGCUUUUUGUCUGGAAACUCCUUAGCAGGCAUCAUUUACGAAGGUCCUCUUUCUCCAACAUUACUCCUGAGCACUGAACAUUCAGUCACCAUUAUCCUGGAGACUUGCAAUCAAAAACUCUCAGCCACUUCAUCGUAUUUCCCUCCGAGUGUGGAUAUUGAGGUACCAAUCAGAGAACUUGAGGAAAGACUACCAUUUCCAGCAUCAUACGGUAUUUUUGCGGGAGACUACAACGCCACGAGCCCUCUAUGGGAAGGCAGGAGAGAGGAUGCCAGAGCCACCCACAUGAUUGACUUCAUGGCCACUAACAAUUUGAUCCAAAUUAACGAAUCAGACUCUCCCCCAACCUUUUGGACAACCAGAUCAGAAGGUUGGCCUGAUCUUACCAUCACUACGGCCCUCAUGGCCCCUUACAUUCAGAACUGGAGGGUCGAAGAUAUCCCCACAGCAAGCGAUCAUCGCCUAAUUACUUAUAGCAUAGAUAUACCAAUCAGCUAUUUGGUGAGAAAACGUUACAAGACUAUAUAUGGAGGUCACAAAAAGUUCCUAGACUGUCUUGCACCGAGAGUCCCGUACAUUACUGUUUUGCUCAAUAACAGCUACAAUCAGCAAACCCUCGAUGAAGCUUAUGAUCAACUCAUCCAGACGAUUGACGUAGCUUGUCGUACAGCUUACAAAACCAAAGCGUAUAAGAGCAACCCUAGAACACACUGGUGGACCCAAGACCUACAAAAAGAACGAAGCCGUCUAAGAGCUCUACGAAGGCGUGCGCAGGUCACCCAAGAACAAGCUCUUAGAAACUUACGUAUGCAGGACUUUAGGAGGGCGCGUGCCAUCUAUAAAAAACACAUAUACCAAGCGAAGCUCUCUUCAUGGAGAAAUUUUUGUACCGAAACUACGCAUUCUUACGGACAAGCUUCCAAAAUCUCGAUGAAUAAGGUGUUCAGGCCUACCUCACUUCCACGGAUUAUUCGUCCCACUGCCAAUUCAACAGCAGAGUAA